Molecule: messenger RNA, 2064 nt
Organism: Pteronotus mesoamericanus
Lineage: Eukaryota; Metazoa; Chordata; Mammalia; Chiroptera; Mormoopidae
Gene: HIF3A
Product: hypoxia inducible factor 3 subunit alpha
Exons: 14
Coding region: 1-2064 (687 amino acids)
Biological process (GO): cellular response to hypoxia; regulation of transcription by RNA polymerase II
Molecular function (GO): DNA-binding transcription factor activity, RNA polymerase II-specific; protein dimerization activity; RNA polymerase II transcription regulatory region sequence-specific DNA binding
Source: RefSeq, a predicted model, not a curated record
AUGUGGCAGCAGCAGCCCACGCGCUUGUUCCGUCCACCUCCUUGCCUUCCCGAAGGGCCGCCAGUGAACGCUGCCCAUGCCCGCAGGUCAAGCACAGAGCUCCGCAAGGAGAAAUCCCGGGAUGCGGCUAGAAGCCGGCGCAGCCAGGAGACCGAGGUGCUCUAUCAGCUGGCGCACACGCUGCCCUUCGCGCGCGGAGUCAGCGCCCACCUGGACAAGGCCUCCAUCAUGCGCCUCACCAUCAGCUACCUGCGCAUGCACCGCCUCUGCACCGCAGGGGAGUGGAACCAGAUGGGAACAGGGGGUGAACAACUGGACGCCUGCUACCUGAAGGCCCUGGAGGGUUUCGUCAUGGUGCUCACCGCCGAUGGAGACAUGGCUUACUUGUCAGAGAAUGUCAGCAAACACCUGGGCCUCAGUCAGCUUGAGCUCAUCGGACACAGCAUCUUUGAUUUCAUCCAUCCCUGUGACCAAGAGGAGCUUCAGGAUGCCCUGACCCCGCAGCAGAGCCUGUCCAAGAAGAAGCCGGAGGCCCCCACGGAGCGGUGCUUCUCCCUGCGCAUGAAGAGCACCCUCACCAGCCGCGGGCGCACCCUCAACCUCAAGGCGGCUACCUGGAAGGUGCUACACUGCUCUGGACACAUGAGGGUCUACAAGCCCCCCGCACAGACAUCCCCAGCCAGAAGCCCCAGCAUAGAGCCCCCCCUGCAAUGCCUGGUGCUCAUCUGUGAAGCCAUCCCCCACCCGGGCAGCCUGGAGCCCCCGCUGGGCCGGGGGGCCUUCCUCAGCCGCCACAGCCUGGACAUGAAGUUCACCUACUGCGACGAGAGGAUCGCUGAAGUCGCUGGCUACAGCCCCGAUGAUCUGAUUGGCUGUUCGGCUUACGAGUACAUCCAUGCACUGGACUCUGAUGCAGUCGGCCAGAGCAUCCACACCCUGCUGAGCAAGGGACAGGCAGUAACAGGGCGGUAUCGCUUCCUGGCACGGAGUGGUGGCUACCUGUGGACCCAGACCCAGGCCACAGUGGUGUCAGGGGGCCGGGGCCCCCAGUCUGAGAGUAUCAUCUGCGUCCACUUCCUGAUCAGCCGGGUGGAAGAGACUGGAGUGGUGCUGUCCCUGGAGCAAACAGAGCGACACUCUCGCAGACCCAUCCAGCGGGCCAGCCUCUCUCAGAAGAACACCCCUAAUCCUGGGGACAGCCUUGACGCGUCUCGUCCCCGGAUCCUGGCUUUCCUACACCCCCCUGCCCUGAGCGAGGCCACCCUGGCCGCAGAUCCCCGCCGUUUCUGUAGCCCUGACCUCCGCCGCCUCCUGGCACCUAUCCUAGAUGGGACUUCAGUAGCCACCACCCCCAGCGCACCCCCAGUCAGUCGGCGCCCCCAGAGCCCCCUGCCGGCUGAUCUCCCAGAUGAGCUACUUGGGGACGUGGAGAGUGCACACAAAGUCUUGGCCUCUGGGAAAGACCUUGAGGCAGUUGAGACAGAUCUAGAUAUAGCUCAGGACGUCGAUGCCUUGGAUUUGGAGAUGCUGGCGCCCUACAUCUCCAUGGAUGAUGACUUCCAGCUCAACUCCAGCGAGCACCUGCCCAGGGCCUACCACAGGACUCUGGGGGCUGCCCCCCGGCCCCGCGCGCGGAGCUUCCACGGCCUGUCGCCCCCACCUCCUGAGCCCGCCCUGCUGCCCCGCUGGGGGAGCGACCCCCGGCUGAGCUUCUCCAGCCCUUCCAGAGGGGACCCCUCAGCCCCACCCAUGGCUGGGGCUCGGAAGAGGACCCUGGCCCAGAGCUCAGAGGACGAGGCUGAGGGGGUGGAGCUGCUGGGAGUGAGACCCCCCAAAAGGUCCCCCAGCCGAGAACCCGGAAACUUCCUACUGCCUCCUCUCAGCCUGAGUCUCCUUCUGACAGGAGGACCAGCCCCAGGGAGCCAGCAGGACCCCGGCACCCACCUCCUGCAACUGCAUGAGCCCCUGAGCCUGGGCCCUUCGCUGCUCUGUCUCUACCCGGAGGAGGACACCACCCAACCCAAGAGCCACUUCCAGCCAGCAAGCGUGGCCCAGGCUGACUGA